AUGUGGAUUUGGAGGUGGGGGGGUACUUCUAGGUCCCAUUUGGAAAUAGGGACAAGUAGUGGUAGGCUGAAUGUGGAGAAUGUCAAUUACAUGGAAGAUGAUGAUGUGGGUGGACCGAUUAUGGAGGAUGGCGAUCACAUGGAAGAUAAUCACGCAGAAGAUGAUGAGAACUACACAUCGAUAAGUGAUCAAAGCGAUGAAAACCAAUCAAUAUCUGAAGGAAGUCGGGAGAGUGAUGAAGAGGUACCUGAGCACAAUUGUAUGAAUGUCACCGAGGAAAAUAAUAAUCGGAAUGUGAGCGCAAUGCUUAUUGCUCAUCUCAUAAGGCAUAAGGUUGAUUUGGACCCGGAUUAUGAAGUGAAGCUCGUUCAAGAAGAAGUGAAAGACCAUAUGCAUGUCGAUGUUCCUUACCACAGGGCAUGGGAGGGAAGGAGAAAAGCUAUCGAUCUUGUUUACGGCGAUUGGGUUUCCAAUUUUGACAUACUUCCAAGUUGGGGGUCAGCUGUGUUGGCGAAGUUGUACUUUGCUUUGUGUCAAGCUUCCGUGCCUGGGAAGAAAGACAUUACCAGAUGUUAUAUGCUGAUGCAGUUAUGGGUUUGGGAGCGUAUCCCAAGACUUCAACCGAAGAGGAAGGUUAAAGAUGAGAGUUACUUAGUGCCGGAUGCUCCACUAGGCAAUAGGUGGAAAUGCCCAAAAUCCAAAGCGAACAUCGCCGCUCAUUGUGUUGCUGGCAUCAGGGAUCAGUUAUCUAGCCUAAGAGAUGGAGAUUUUCUAUGGACUCCAUACACUCCCUUCAUCGACGAUCUCCCUGAUUUCUAUAAAGAGGCGGUUCAUAUCUACCUCUGUAGGACGUGGAUCUUUUGUUGGGCCAUCAGAGAACUAUACGAGCCCAAUCGGGUCCUUCGUCAAUUUCAAUGUAAGCAAACUGUGCCAGAGUACCCGUUAAUCAAUGAUAUUGAUCGCUGGAAUGCGAUACACCAUGGAUGCCUUGGGACUGGAAAGGCAUAUGAUGAUUGGGUGCAAAAAUACACCGAGGUACGACCUCAUUGGAAUGUGAGAAAUCAGCACGUGGUCCCUCAUGAAUUGGUUGAUCCGGAACUAGGUCCUCAGUGCACAUCAGACUACAUGCCGUGGUUUCAAAAGAAGACUAUCAGAUUUAUGACUGAUCCCACUCAAUACGGCCCUCUGGCACAGGGUUAUCACUCGUCUUCAUCUCUGGAGAGAUUUUAUUCUUCAAAUCUCAGCAACAUAUAUCAUCUCGCUGAUGCAGCCUUACGGGAAAAUCCAGGCCUCGGUGGUAGUCUAGAGGAUAAACUCUUCCAGAUCUUCGACAAGAGUUUCAGUGCCUUGACUUUGGGCCCACGUGAUAUGAGCACUUAG
This is a messenger RNA of Oldenlandia corymbosa var. corymbosa, 1380 nucleotides long. The record is from the annotation of a GenBank genome assembly. NCBI's taxonomy places the organism in Eukaryota, Viridiplantae, Streptophyta, Magnoliopsida, Gentianales, Rubiaceae.